Molecule: messenger RNA, 7416 nt
Organism: Nelumbo nucifera (sacred lotus)
Lineage: Eukaryota; Viridiplantae; Streptophyta; Magnoliopsida; Proteales; Nelumbonaceae
Gene: SWEETIE
Product: HEAT repeat-containing protein
Biological process (GO): carbohydrate metabolic process
Source: RefSeq, a predicted model, not a curated record
AUCUGAUUCGUGUGAAUAUACCUGUUCCAUCCAUCCAAUUGUAUAAGGUUCGAAUUCAGAAUUUCAGAUUGCCUUGUUCGGUUCGUAUUCGAAUUCGAAUCGGAUAACCGGAUCAUUUUAUAAACCAUUUGUUUGCAGCCCUAGCCCCGUAUUGAUUACAGGCGGUCAGGGGGUCGUUACUCCCAAUUUUACGAUCUACAACCCUCGCAAAUGCAGUGAAGUCUAAGGUUAUCUGUGUCGAAUUGCUGACACUUCCUCGUCGUCACGGUGGAGUAGGUUUUGGUGUUCACUUCUCCACUUUAAUGGCGAAGAAGUACGUACGAGAGAAUGUUCCUCUUUCCAGAUUCGGCGUUUUGGUCGCGCAGUUAGAAUCAAUAGUAGCUUCUGCAUCUCAACAACCUCCAGAUGCUCUGCUCUGCUUCGAUCUACUUUCGGAUCUUAUUUCUUCCAUAGACGAAGAACCUAAGGAAUCCAUCAUCCUGUGGCAAAGGAAAUGCGAGGAUGCUCUGUAUUCAUUGCUCAUUCUUGGGGCUCGUCGGCCAGUAAGACAUUUGGCAUCAUUGGCAAUGUCGAGAAUUAUAUCUGAGGGUGACAGCAUUUCGGUAUACUCUAGAGUAAGCAGCCUCCAAGGCUUUCUCUCGGACGGGAAAAGAAGCGAAGCCCUUCAUGCUGCUGGAGCAGCACAGUGCUUGGGGGAAUUAUACCGACUUUUUGGGAGAAAAAUUACUUCAGGUUUACUUGAAACAACAAAUAUUGCAGCAAAACUGAUGAAAUUUUAUGAGGACUUUGUGAGACAAGAAGCUCUACAAAUGCUCCAGAGUGCAUUGGAAGGUUCAGGUGGUAAUGCUGCUUCUGCAGCAUAUUCUGAGGCUUAUCGUCUCAUCACGAGGAUAGGUGUUGGGGAUAAGUCAUUUCUUGUUAGAAUUGCAGCUGCUAGAUGUCUGAAGACAUUUGCCAACAUAGGGGGACCUGGUCUGUCAACUGCAGAGCUUGACAAUUCAGCCUCUUAUUGUGUCAAGGCUCUUGAAGAUCCUGUCUCCUCUGUCAGGGAUGCCUUUGCUGAAGCUCUGGGGGCUUUGCUUGCUCUUGGAAUGAAUCCUGAGGCACAGGUGCAAUCAAGAGGAAAACUUAAUUCUACACCAUCAAAGAAACUGGAAGGUGGCUUGCAAAAGCAUUUAACCAUGCCAUUCAUGAAAGCAAGUGGUGCCCACUCAAAGGAUAUUCGUAUUGGACUGACAUUAUCAUGGGUAUCCUUUUUACAGGUCAUUCGACUCAAGUAUCUAUAUCCAGAUACCGAGCUUCAGAGCUUUGCCAUACAGGCUAUGGAAAUGCUUCGAGGUGAUUCUUCUGUGGAUGCACACGCGAUGGCAUGUGCCCUAUAUAUUCUUCGGGUUGGUGUAACUGAUCAGAUGACUGAACCUACUCAACGAACCUUUUUGGUUCUUCUGGGAAAACAGCUUGAAUCUCCUGACAUUAGUCCCUCCAUGGUAGUUGCUGCCCUACGUACCCUAUCAUAUACAUUGAAAACUUUGGGAGAGGUUCCAUUUGAGUUUAAGGAAGUCCUUGAUGACACAGUUGUUGCAGCCUUAUCUCAUUCAUCAAUACUUGUGCGCAUUGAAGCUGCUCUAACAUUGCGUGCAAUAGCAGAGGUUGAUCCAACAUGCGUUGGUGGAUUGAUUUCUUAUGGUGUGACGACAUUAAAUGCUUUAAGGGAAAGUGUUUUGUCUGAGAAGGGAGGGAAUUUUAAAGUUGAACUUGAUUCAUUGCAUGGACAAGCCACAGUUUUAGCAGCUUUAGUGUUCAUAUCACCUAAGCUUCCUCUUGGUUAUCCAGCAAGGUUGCCCAAGUCAGUUCUCGAAGUUUCAAAGAAAAUGCUAAUGCAGUUCAGUCGGAACCCUAUUGCUGCUACUGUUGAAAAAGAAGCUGGUUGGUUGCUUUUGGCAUCACUAAUAUCCUCCAUGCCGAAGGAGGAUCUUGAAGACCAGGUUUUUGACAUCCUUUCCCUGUGGGCUGACCUUUUUAACGGAAAUCAAGAUUAUCAAAAUAAGCAAGCUGAUGAUCUGACAUCUGAAAUAUGUGUAUGGUCUGCUGCAGUUGAUGCACUCACAGCAUUCAUAAGAUGUUUUAUUUCUACAACCACCAUCAAUAAUGGGGUCUUACUACAGCCAGUGCUAGUAUACCUUAGCAGGGCCUUGUCAUAUGUAUCAUUGCUAGCAGCCAAACAACUGCCAAACAUGAAGCCUUCUAUAGACAUCUUCAUCAUCAAAGUUUUAAUAGCUUAUCAAUCACUUCCUGAUCCAAUGACAUAUAGCGGUGAUCAUUCCCAGAUUAUUCAAAUCUGUACUACCCCUUUUAGGGAUCCUUCUGGCUGUGAGGAAAGCUCGUGUCUGAGGCUACUUUUAGACAAGAGAGACUCAUGGCUGGGUCCUUGGAUCCCUGGGAGGGAUUGGUUUGAAGAUGAACUUCGAGCUUUCCAAGGUGGAAAAGAUGGCCUGUUGCCUUGUGUAUGGGACAGUGAACUUUCUAGUUUUCCACAGCCGGAAACCAUAGGCAAAAUGCUGGUAAAUCAGAUGCUCCUUUGCUUUGGAAUAAUUUUUGCCACUCAGGAUAGUAGUGGGAUGUUGUUACUGCUUGGCAUGAUUGAGCAGUGUCUCAAAACUGGCAAAAAACAAUCCUGGCAUGCGUCCAGUAUCACCAAUGCAUGCGUGGCCUUACUUGCAGGGUUUAAGGCUUUACUUGCUUUAAGACCCCAACCUUUGGGAGUGGAAGUAUUAACUUGUGCACAGGCAAUCUUUCAGAAUAUUCUGGCCGAGGGAGACAUUUGCUCAUCACAACGGAGGGCAUCAUCUGAAGGUCUUGGUCUGUUAGCUCGACUUGGGAAUGAUAUCUUUACAGCUAGAAUGACACGAACACUUCUAGGCGAUCUAGCUGGGGCUGCAGAUUUGAGUUACAGAGGAUCAAUAGCUCUUGCACUUGGCUACAUCCAUCGCAGCGCGGGAGGAAUGGCAUUGUCAACUUUGGUGCCUGCCACUGUGAGCUCAAUCUCUUUAUUGGCUAAAAGUGCAAAUGCUGAAUUACAACUCUGGUCUUUGCAUGGGCUUCUUUUGACUAUUGAAGGUGCUGGCUUGUCAUAUGUGUCUCAUGUUCAAGCAACACUGUUGCUUGGUAUGGAAAUUCUUUUGUCUGAGGAGAAUGGAUGGGUUGAUCUUCAUCAGGGGAUCGGCCGCCUUAUAAAUGCUAUUGUUGCUGUUCUUGGUCCUGAGCUUGCUCCUGGGAGUAUUUUCUUUUCACGUUGCAAGUCUGUUGUUGCAGAGAUAAGCUCUGGGCAAGAAACAUCAACACUUCUUGAGAGUGUGCGAUUCAUGCAACAACUUGUUCUUUUCGCCCCACAAGCUGUGUCUGUGCACUCCCAUGUGCAAACCCUACUCCCAACACUGUCCUCCAGACAGCCAACUCUUAGACAUCUAGCUGUUUCCACACUUCGACAUCUUAUUGAAAAGGAUCCGGAUGCAAUUGUUGAUGAGAAAAUAGAAGAGAACUUGUUCCAUAUGCUUGAUGAGGAAACUGAUCCUGAGAUUGUGAAUUUGGUAUGUGCUACUAUUACUCGAUUGCUUUACACAUCCUGCCCCUCAUGUCCAUCACGUUGGAUAUCAAUAUGCCGUAACAUUGUUCUUGCAAUGUCAGCAGGACAAAAUGGUCCUAGGAAAUUGGAACAUGAUACUCUAAAUGGUCCAGAUGGUGAUGCAAGUUUAUAUUACGUAGAUGAUGAAGAAAACAUGGUUCAUAGCUCUACUGACAGGCAGAUACAAGGUUCCACCAGUGAUUCUUCCCAUGUUCCUAAAAGAGAGAAGCAUCUCAGAUAUCGGACUAGAGUCUUUGCUGCAGAGUGUUUAAGCCACUUACCUGGAGCUGUUGGAAGGGAACCUGCUCAUUUUGACUUAUCUUUGGCAAGAAGACAGUCUACUAUUGAACAAUCUUCUGGUGAUUGGCUAGUUUUGCACAUACAAGAGCUAGUUGCACUUGCAUAUCAGAUAAGUACGAUUCAGUUCGAAAACAUGCAGCCAAUUGGUGUGAGACUUCUUAGUACCAUUAUGGACAAGUUUCUAACGGUACCAGACCCAGAGCUUCCUGGACACCUUCUAUUGGAACAGUAUCAGGCCCAACUUGUUUCUGCGGUCCGUACUGCCCUAGACACAUCCUCUGGACCUCUACUUUUGGAGGCGGGACUCGAGCUAGCUACAAAGGUUCUAACAAGCAGCAUUACUAGUGGGGAUCAAGUUGCAGUUAAACGUAUAUUCUCAUUGAUUUCACAUCCAUUGAAUGACUUCAAGGACCUGUACUAUCCAUCAUUUGCAGAAUGGGUUGCAUGCAAGAUCAAAAUAAGACUUCUAGCUGCACAUGCCUCUGUCAAAUGUUAUACAUAUUCAUUCUUGAGGAGACCAAACAGCAUAGUUCCAAAUGAGUAUCAACCAUUGAUUCCACUGUUUUCAAAAAGUUCCAGCAUUCUGGGGGAUUACUGGAUACGGACUCUGAAGGAUUACAGUUGUAUUUCUUUCCACUUCCAAUCUAAGACUAAUUGUGAACCAUUCCUGGAUGGAAUUCAAUCGCUGCUGGUUUCAUCGAAGCUGCAGUCAUGUCUAGAAGAAGCCUGGCCAGUAAUUCUUCAAGCAAUUACACUUGAUGCAGUUCCUGCAAAAUCAGGAAUGGGUGGAUCUCCCAAAGCAACUGGUGAGGAUUUUUCAGGGAGUUGUAUAUCUGGAUAUAGUAUGGUUGAACUGGGACCCAAAGAAUUUCAGUUCCUUUGGGGGUUUGCACUACUUGUUCUUUUUCAAGGGCAUAAUCCAGUCAAAUUCAAACAAGCAAUACCACUCAAUCUUGGUAAUGCUAAAUCUGCCGGAGAUUCACCAACUGAAGAGGCCAACCUCCCGGGUUUGAAGUUAUAUGAUGCUGUUCUUCAAGUAUUUCAAUUUCUCUCAACAAAAAGCUUUUUUAGAGCAGGAUAUCUUACUGUUGAUAUAUGCAAAGAAUUGCUGCAGGUGCUCUCAUAUUCUAUUCACAUGGAGGAUUCAUGGGACAGUCUUGUGAUAUCUAUAUUAUCGCAGUUAGUGCAGUUUUGUCCUGAAGAUUACUUUGAAACUGAUACUUUUGCAUUCCUGGCAAUGGAGCUCUGUGUAUCCUAUCUAUAUAAAACAUUUCAGAGAAACAAUGCAGCUUCAGUAGAAGAUCCAAUAUGUAAAGAUUUAGUUUCUGAAUUAUUUAUUAUAGCUGAGACACUAGUAAGGCGAUUUGAACUUAAGAACAAAUUGAAAUCAAUGCUGGGAUUUGAGUUAACUAGUUACAAUUGUCUUAGAGGAGCUUCAACUGAAGCUUGCUUUUCAAAAGUUAAUGACUUCAUCCAAAGUACCGGUUCAUUAUUCAAGAAAUAUGUUGAAGACGGAGUGAAACAUUGUGAUGAUAUUAUCAGCCACUUGAGAACAAUUCUUGGAAUAUGGUACAACUCAAUCAUUGGCUUAACCAGGGACUGCAUCAGGGGCAUACAUUUGCUAGAGAAUAAGAGAUCUGGCACAUGCAAACUGUUGCAAACGAAGCUUGCAUUUUGCUUUGAACAAACAUUUUCACUUGCCAAACUGGUUCAUGAAAUUGAAGAUCUUGUAGACAAAAAGGAUAAUGACAUGUUUUUGACUAUAUACAAGCAUUGUACCAAGUGCAUCCAAAGUAUCAUUACCAACUCUGAUAUACAAGUUCAGGUGGUUGGAUUGCAAGCUCUGAAAAACAUUGCCCAGAGAGAACUUGGCCAAGUGUCAGACACUAAAAAGACUUCCUUUCUCAUGUUCUUCACAGGAGAAGUGUUUUCUGAUAUCUUUACCCUAAUCCAGAAGAUAUUGAAGAAACCCAUAAGCAGGGAAUCAGUGGUUAUCACUGCUGAAUGCUUGAGAUUGUUAGCCCUCCUGCAGACACUGUCAAAGACAAAUGAAUGUCAAAAAUGUCUUAUGAGUCUACUUAUGGAAGCUAUAGUCAUGGUUCUUUCUGUUACAACUAAUGAUCAUUCACAGGAACUCAUUGAAAUAAGAAACAAUACAAUGAAGCUUGUUUCUCAUCUUGCUCAAAUCCCUUCAUCAGCAAUUCACUUCAAGGAUGUUCUGUUGGCAAUGCCCAUGGAACGUAGGCAGCAACUUCAGGACAUUAUUCGCGCUUCCGUUACAGAGGAUCAGAAUGCAUCACAGACAAAACCCACAACUUCACCACCAAUCAUAAAGUUACCACUAAAGACAGAGCAAGGUAUAGAUAAAUGCUCCCAAGCUUUUUCUUUAGCAUCUUUUACAACACGAUCAGACAAGGACAACAUGGAGGAAGAAGAUGAUUGGGAUUCUUUCCAGUCUUUUCCUACUGCUACUGAGUCUUCUGCUAAUUCCAAAGGUGAUGGCACUGUAGAAGUGCCUACAUUAGUUGACAAUUCUUCUACUUUAGAUUGUAAUUUUGACGCAAAAAAUGAUCUUCAAGAGCAUUCCAGUUUUCGUUCAGUAGAGGAUGUGAAAGAGAUCACCACUGAGGGUGUGGAUUCUAGUGAAGAUGAAAAUGGUCCUGUAGAACCAUGCAGCAGUCACCAUCAGGAGGUAAUAGAAGAGUAGCAAGAAGCAAAAAUGAAAAUAUCCUGGUGUUAUCUGAUCUUCAACCUGUCAAAAAUGAGUGUAGUAAUCAAGAGAAAUCUAGUUCCAGGAAGGAUGAUGAUAACCAUCACCAAGAGAAGGGUUCUAGUCCAGAAGCUGCAACAAAGCAAAAUGAGGGAAUGAAGGUAGUGAUCAAGAACCAGUCAAAAAGCAUAGUAUUUAAUUAUAAAUUACCAAAACCAGGAAAUGUUUGUUUUUACUGGACAUUGUUAUUACCCUGGGCACCUAAGAAAACAUUCCUCAUCACACUUGAAGGAAAGGAGAAAGGUUAUGCGAUCUCUUGACAUGCCUUCUUUCUGGAGGGAGUCUCAACCAAAUAUAUUCAACUAAGAUGCAGCAGUUAAUUUGGUAAUGACGGUAUUUGUAAAAAUUCAGAUCUUUUGGUGCCGUAUUCUUUCUUGUGAACGGAAGUAUAUUGGAUUAUGGGCCUUGGUUUCUGUUUUCCAUCCAAUGCCUUUUAAAAAAGGACUGAGCUAAUUCGCAUGAAGAGCUGAUGGCCGAUUAGUCUCUCUUGACCAUUAAAAGUACAGAUUUAACUUGCCUGAAGGUUGCAAUUUUUGAGAUCGAAUCCAUCAACUUGAACAUAUCGAAAAGAUAGAAUGAAUCUGCAAACUCGAGGAGAAAUCGGGAAUUCAGAGUCAAUUUUUUACAUUAAUUCUCUAAAUGUUUGUUGUAUUUUUAUUGUUUUACUCUGUCUCUGUUAUUUGAUAAUUUUUAGAGACACGACUCUACGUGUGAAGUUGAUUAA